GAUUCUGUGAAGCUGAUCAGUGCAGCUUGCAGUAAAAUAGAGAAGGAGCAGACACGUUAUCGUCUUCCGGAUCAUUUUCCUGGUCAUCAUUGCUGGGAUGACAACGACUCACGAUAUCUGAUAUGUGAAGCAAACUACUGCAAACCGGAUAUUGUAACUAAAUUUGUUUAUCGUUUUCAUUUUUCUUUGUUGUGCCGGGCCGAAUUACUUGUUGUCGAUGUUUGUGACGACGGAAGAUGGCCUGCACAUGCAGGAUUUACAGCCGCGCCCGCAAAGCGCCGAGGCUUUGUUCAGCUGUGCUGUGCCGUAUAUCUACUUUAUUCAAAAGGUUAUUUUCUACGAUGA
Molecule: messenger RNA, 345 nt
Organism: Gongylonema pulchrum
Lineage: Eukaryota; Metazoa; Nematoda; Chromadorea; Rhabditida; Gongylonematidae
Source: the annotation of a GenBank genome assembly